This is a messenger RNA of Prunus armeniaca (apricot), 228 nucleotides long. Lineage: Eukaryota; Viridiplantae; Streptophyta; Magnoliopsida; Rosales; Rosaceae. The record is from the annotation of a GenBank genome assembly.
AUGAAGAUUAAUUCCAAAGGAGGAAAGGACUUGAACCUGAACAAGAAGAGUGAUCAGCAGCAGCCAUAUUGCUUCAAACCAAAAGCAGCUGCUUCUCCUCCUGCUAGUGUAAUUCCAGCAAAGAGGAGGUCCGUGAAGAGAAUCAUUUUUAAUGAAUUUGUCCAAUUUGUUUCUUCUCUUUUCAAAACCAACAAGAAGCCUAAACCACCACCAAAGUCCAACAAUUAG